AUGGAUGGAUCUGACAAAGAUAAUUUACAAAAUCCCUAUGCUACAGGGUAUGUUGCCAACUUGUUUGAAAAGUCAACAGAAAAAUCAUCGAACUUCUUAAAUAACAUUUGGGCAAAGAGGACCUAUGAAGAAAAAGACGAAAUUGAAAAUGAUGAUGAGAUUCUAAGAAAUAAUUUAAAGGAGACAGAAUUCUUCCAAAAAUCACAACCUCGGGAAAUAACCUUGUCUGAUUCAAAUUAUGCACAGCCUUCUAAAGAUUCCAACGAAAUUUACUUUGGACAAGAAGAAUCACACAAUUCAAAUGAUUCUACGAAGGGAAAUGAUGAUUUUUCUGACGAUGAAGACGAUGCUACAGACUAUUUUGAUAGUGAUGACGAAUACCAGUUGUCCUGUAAUAGACGUCUGAUGAGGGAUGCCGAUGAUGACUUUGUAUAUGGAGGUUUGGAUCGCUAUAAUAUAUCACACGCAGACGGAAGAUACAGCCAAGGUGUGGAACAGUAUAUGAAUAUGCCAGUUUUCUUGAGAUCAAUCCGAAAGUUUGCCACUGACAAUAAUUUUGAGAUGUGGAAUGGAAAAACCGAUGGAAAUUGUAUGUUCCGAUCAAUUUCUGACCAGCUAACAAUAAACGGUCACUUUGGUCAUACAGCAGACACCCUGAGACAGAUGGCUGUUGAGUUUCUUAGGGAUCAUCCUUUGCAAGAAGAUGGUUGUCCAAUAGGAUCAUUCUUAAGUACCGAAACUUGGGCUGAAUACCUGACAAGAAUGUCAAACCCGAUAGAAUGGAGCGAUCAUAUAAUGUUGAAGGCAAUAGUUGAUGCUCUUCAUCUUGAAGCUGUUGUAUUUAAUAUAUAUAAGGACGACGUUCGACACACAGAAGUGAAAUCCUCCAGGAAAGACAUUCCACUUCCGGCAUUGACUAUUUACCUUGGACAUUUGGGAGAAUUUCAUUAUGUCAGUCUUCGUCCAAAGAAAUGGGAAAAAUUAUGGCCGUACAGAGCACUACUUCAUCGAGCUUUUUUCUGUAAAAGCAAUAAUCCCCAGCACAGAGUUUCAGAGAAAACUUUUGAAAGAUAUAAAGAUUUUGGUAUCAAAGGGCACAUCCAGGACUCUGGACUUCAAGAGUUAGUUACAUCGUUAUCACGAAAGACAAAAUUUGCAGAAAAAGGAUCAGAGAGAUCAAUUCCUCAAGAGAAGUGUUAUAUAUCCAUGUUCAAUUCUUAUGGCUUAGAUGAACUACAAAGCGAGGAUACAAAUGAAUCAUUCGUAAACAGAGACAGUUCACAGAGUGUGAGCAGUGAUACAAGCACUUCCGCCCAGCAAUCUUCCAAUAUGGCGGCCCCAAUGUCCGACAGUAUUCAGGCAACUUUACGGACUCUUCAAAAGAACUUAGAGGAUCUGCAAAAGACUGUGUCCGUCCUUGCAAAAAGGAUCAUGAGGAGAAAACGUACACGCUAG
Molecule: messenger RNA, 1455 nt
Organism: Saccostrea echinata
Lineage: Eukaryota; Metazoa; Mollusca; Bivalvia; Ostreida; Ostreidae
Exons: 5
Coding region: 1-1455 (484 amino acids)
Biological process (GO): protein deubiquitination
Molecular function (GO): cysteine-type deubiquitinase activity
Source: RefSeq, a predicted model, not a curated record